This is a messenger RNA of Umbelopsis ramanniana AG, 1665 nucleotides long. RefSeq lists its product as uncharacterized. Gene Ontology annotation, biological process: transmembrane transport; carbohydrate transport. The coding region runs from base 1 to 1665 and encodes 554 amino acids. The transcript has 9 exons. Gene Ontology annotation, molecular function: carbohydrate:proton symporter activity. Gene Ontology annotation, cellular component: membrane. NCBI's taxonomy places the organism in Eukaryota, Fungi, Mucoromycota, Umbelopsidomycetes, Umbelopsidales, Umbelopsidaceae. The record is from RefSeq and is a predicted model, not a curated record.
AUGACUCCUACUGUUGCGACGAAGGAGACGACAGAGAACAGGGAUGAACCGCAGAUCAGAUCUGAAGCUGGCGCCAUUCUUUAUGGAAUAACAGCCUUCGCUGCCAUCGGUGGAUUUAUCUUUGGAUAUGAUUUUGGCGUCACUAGUGGUGUGCUGGUUAUGCCCAAUUUCCAAGAAUAUUUCGCUCCUCUCACUCCUGCCAACAAGGGAGCUUUAAAUUCUCUCAUGGGUACUGGUGCUGUCUUUGGCUGUCUCUUUGCUGGAUCAUGCUCGGAUUGGCGCGGUAGACGUGAUUCCAUUGCAUUCUUUGCUCUCGUCUUCGUUGUCGGUGGUAUUUUGCAGUGUGCUGCCCAGAACUUGGGUAUGCAACUGGUUGGACGAUUUGUCUCUGGUCUCUCUGUUGGUGCAUGCUCCGUGCUUUCACCUCUCUACAUGGCUGAACUUGCUCCCAAAGAAAUCCGUGGUCGCCUUGUCGCUUUCCAACAGCUUAUGAUUGAUAUUGGUCUGUUUGUUAGCUCUUGGAUUGAUUACGGAACUGGAGAAAUUGCUGGCGAGUGGAGCUGGAGAGCGCCAUAUGGUAUCCAGAUCAUUCCAGGUCUCAUCUUGGCCAUGUGUCCUUUGCUUUUACCUCGAUCUCCUCGCUGGCUUAUUGAAAAGGGUCGCAAGGAAGAAGCUUUGGCUGUAUUGGCUCGUGUUCAUGGAAGAGGAAACGAAAAUCAUCCAUAUGUUCAACAAGAAUUUAGAGAAAUUCAAGAUAAUGUGGAGCUUGAAAACAAUUUGGCCGUCAAGUCGUAUGUCAGUAUGUUAAGAGAUCCCAAAAACCGUCGUGUUCUCUGGGUCGGAUCAUCCAUUGCUAUUUUCCAGCAGCUCACUGGUGCAAAUGUUAUUAUGUACUAUGCUACCCUCAUGUUUGAACAAGCUGGUCUCCAAGGAUCUGCAUCUCUGCUUGCCAAUGGUAUCGAUUAUGCUCUAAUGGUUGUUUUCUGUAUUCCUGCCAUGUUUAUCGUCGAUCGGGUUGGUCGUAGAAAGCUCAUGCUUACAGGAACGGUUGCCAUGGGUAUUGGUUUUAUUCUCAUGGCCGGUGUAUACGGAGGAGUUGGUCAUACUGUAUGGGAUUCGGUCAACUUAACCCACGCUGUUGACAUGGGAGGAAACAAGGGUGCCGACUACGCAGUCAUUGUCAUCAUCUUCCUGUUUGUUUGCUUCUACGCUAUUACCUGGGCUCCAUGCGCUUGGAUCUACAUUUCAGAAAUUUUCCCACUUCGAAUUCGGUCUAAAGGUUUCGCUUUUGCAUCAGCUUUAUUGUGGGUUGGAAACGUUCUCGUGGGUCAAAUCACUCCCAUUUUGAUGAAUGCCAUCACUUUUUAUACCUAUGUAGUCUACGCAGCUAUUGCCAUUAUCAUUUUCUUGUUCUUGUACUUUUUCAGCCCUGAACCAAAGGGAUUAUCUUUGGAAGAAAUGGAAGUUAUUUUCCAGGGCCCAAUCUUUGUUCACAAUCUCGACUACGAUGCCUAUCUUUCUGCCCAUCGUGAAGAUGUCGAGAAGUUGCGUGCAGAAGUAGAGGCUGCAAAGCAUCGUGGAGAGAAGAAUAAUGGAACGCAGUGGAACGAUGAAAAGAAUCCUGCAUCCGUUGAUAACGUUUCUGUUGAGCAGAGCAAUGUAUGA